AUGGAGAAAAUGGGAAAAAAUCGGGAUAAAAAAUGGAGAUUAAAAAACGGGGAAAAAACCCGGGAAAUUGAGGGAGAUAAAAACAAAGGAAAAGAACAGGAAAAAAAGAAAAGAAAAAAAAGGAGAAAAAUCCGGGAUAUCGGAUCCUGGAGCGAGCGAUGGAUCCGUGGGGGGAGGAAGAGGAGGAGGAGGGAGGAGGAGGAGCCGGAGGUGAUUUUUGGGGAUGAGGGGGAGGAAGAUCCCUUCGAGGCCAACGGGAUCCAGGGAACCCCCGAGUCGAACCCGACCGCUCCGGAAAUCGUGGAAUUGGAUCCCGACUUCCCCAGCGCCGACCUCUCGGAGCGCGAAACUUUCCGCUGGACCGUGGUGCAACAAAUCGACCCCGGCGCGCCGUCGUCGUCGUCAUCGUCGUCGUCAAAAAGCCGCAAGAAAACCCCCAAAUCCCCGAAUUUCUCCAACUUCAAGAGCAUCAUCGUCCUCCAAAAAAGCUACGAGUGCUCCGAGUGCGGGAAGAGCUUCAGCUGCAGCUCCCAUUUCUCCAAACACCGCCGCACGCACACCGGGGAAAAACCGUUCCGCUGCUUGCACUGCGGCAAGAGUUUCAACGUCUCUUCCAACCUCUACCGGCACCAACGCGGCCACGGCGGCGGCGAAUCGGCGCCGGAAAAGCCUCGAGGGUUUCCUUACAAGUGCGAGGAGUGCGGGAAGAGUUUCCGGCGGAACAAGGAGUUGGCCACUCACCAACGGCUGCACACGGGGAAUUUGCCCUUCCAGUGCGGCGACUGCGGGAAGAGUUUCUCGUGGAGCUCCCAUUGGCUCCGGCACCAGCGGAUUCACACCGGCGAGAAGCCCUACGAGUGCCAGGAGUGCGGGAAGAGCUUCUCCAGGAGCUCUCACCUCUACCGGCACCAGCGCGGCCACGCCGGCGGGCGCUCGUACAUCUGCACCUACUGCGGGCGGAGUUUCGGCAGCAUCCUCCAUUUCGAGCGGCACCAGGGGACGCACACCGGCGUCAGGCCCUACAAAUGCUCCCUGUGCCGCAAGAGCUUCGGCGACGCGCCGGCGUUGGUGAAACACCAACGGGUUCAUCUCGGCGAAGGCCCGUUCCGCUGCGAGGAUUGCGGCAAAAGCUUCGGCGCCCGCUCGCAGUACGCGCGGCACCGGCGGAGCUUCCACGGAGGAUCCGGCGCGGAGAAGCCGUAUCGGUGCGGGGAUUGCGGGAAGAGCUUCUCGUGGAGCUCCCACUGGGAGAGGCACCAGCGGAUUCACACUGGGGAGAAACCCUACGAGUGUCCCGAGAGCGGGAAGAGUUUCGGGAGGACGUCGCAUCUGUACCGGCACCAGCGGACGCACGCCGGCGGUCGGCCUCACGUCUGCGGGGAAUGCGGGAAGAGUUUUAAUUCCACCCUCCACUUCCAGAAGCAUCAGAGGGCGCACGGGGCCGGGGCGCGGAAAAGUUGCGGGGAGUGCGGGAAGUCGUUCUCGGAUCCGUCGGCGUUGGCCAAGCAUCAACGGAUCCACGAGAAUUCCCAAAAAACCUGCUCGGAAUGCGGGAAGUCGUUCUCGGAUCCGUCGGCGUUGGCCAAGCAUCAACGGGUUCAUGAGGAGACCCAAAAAUGUGGGAGAUCCUUGGUUGAUUCGUUGACGUUGGCCAAGAAUCAACGGGUUCGUGAGGAGACACAAAAAUGUGGGAGAUCCUUGGUGGCGUCGCAAAAAAAUGGGGAAACCUCGGAUGAAUCCCAAGGAAUUUGCUCCAGUUGUGGGAAAACCUUUGGAGACCCUUCAUCGUUGGCCAAGCAUCAACGGGUCCAUGAGGAGACACAAAAAAUUGGGAAAUCCUUGGUGGAAUCCCAAAACACCUGCUCAGAAUGUGGGAAAACCUUUGGAGAUCCUUCAUCGUUGGCCAAGCAUCGACGGAUCCACGAGGAGACACAAAAAAUUGGGAGAUCUUUGGUUGAAUCCCAAAAAAAUGGGAGAUCCUUGGUGGAAUCCCAAAAAAUUGGGAAAUCCUUGGUGGAAUCCCAAAAAAUUGGGAAAUCUUUGGUUGAUUCGUCAACGUUGGCCAAGAAUCAAGAGGUUCUUGAGGAGACCCAAAAAAUUGGGAAAUCCUCGGAUGAAUCCCAAGAAAUUUGCCCCAAAUGUGGAAAAACCUUUGGAGAUCCUUCAAUGUUGGCCAAACAUCGACGGCUCCACGAUUCCGACCGAAUUUCGGGAUCGGAUCCAAAUUCCGGAAUCGCGGAGAGGAGGAAAUGCCGGAAGGGUGAAAAUCAAAAAUUUGGGGAAUUUUUUCCGACGUUUCCCGGCCGUAGUUUUCGGUAGGGUAGAGUAGGAAGAAGUAGGGGUAGAAAUGGUUAAAAAAAUUUGGAAUUUUUGGUUUUUCCGUGAGUUUUCCCAGGAAAAAUAAAAAAUCAGUUGGAGGAAAUCCCGGAAUUUUUGGGUGGUUUUGGAAUUUUUUUAUUUGGGGGGAGGGAAAAUCCUGAUUUGGAGGUUUUGAAGAAAAUCGGGAAUUUCGGGCGGUUCUGUAAUUUAUUGUAUUUAUUCAGCCGGAAAAUCCCGGAAAAUUUUGGGGAGGAAAUCCCAAAAUCGGGGGGAAAAAAGGAUUUGAUCCCAAAAAUCUUCUUGGAUUGGGGUGGGGAAAAAAUGGGAAUUCUGAUGUUUGUCCCAGGGUUUUUUGGGAUUUUUUUUGGAAUUUUCUUCUUUGUUUGUAAUGUGAAUAAAAAAUAGAUUUA
Camarhynchus parvulus is the source of this 2729-nucleotide messenger RNA. Its product is annotated as zinc finger protein 345-like. The coding region runs from base 1 to 2319 and encodes 772 amino acids. Lineage: Eukaryota; Metazoa; Chordata; Aves; Passeriformes; Thraupidae. Gene Ontology annotation, molecular function: RNA polymerase II cis-regulatory region sequence-specific DNA binding; DNA-binding transcription factor activity. The record is from RefSeq and is a predicted model, not a curated record. Gene Ontology annotation, biological process: regulation of transcription by RNA polymerase II. The transcript has 4 exons.